ACCAAUAAGGUGAAACUGCAAAAGAUGGACUACAGCACUUCCACAGGUGUUGGGCACAAAUACAUCUGUCCUGUCUUCCCAACUCACCAGGUCUGCUGUUUCGGGGGAAGUUCCCCGCGGAAAGGUCGCCGUCUGGGACCCCGUCCCCUCAAGAAGGCGCCGGCGGCGAUGACGUCACUGGUGCUCAAGCGGUCCAGGGAGGACGUGAUGCAGCUGCUGGAGUGUCCCGUGUGCCUGACGGUGAUGACGCCGCCGAUACACAUGUGCGCCAACGGCCACGACGUCUGCCACAAGUGCUGGCAGCAGCUGACCAAGUGCCCCCUGUGCAAGGCCCGGCUGCUCAGCGCCAGGAACAUCGUGCUGGAGCAGCUGCUGGACGGAGCCGAGCUGCAGGACGCGCCCGGCCCGCUCGCCUGGGACGACUCCGUGGCGCCGUUCCGCGCCGACAGCUUCCGCUGCCUGGCGGGCGAGGGCGCCGCCUGCAGGUUCAGCUUCUCCGGCAACCGCCAGGACAUCCUGAGCCACGUGCGCGCGCAGCACAAGGACCUGUUCGUGCACAUGGGGCCGGACUCGAAGACGUUCGUGUGGCGGGAGAGCUCGACGCCGCCCUACCAGUGCCGCCUGGUGUUCUGCCAGGGCCAGAUCUUCUGGUUCCACAAGCGGUUCGACCGGCCGGGCGGCCGGGUGUGCGCCGCGCUGCGCUACGUCGGCGGCGGCGAGCGCGCGCGCGGCUACCAGUACAAGUACACCUUCUCGCUGCCGCCCGACAGCACGGCCGUGACGCGCCUGGCGCAGAGCUGCUCCGAGGACUCCUCCGCCAUCUUCGCGCGCGGCGACUGCGUCCUGCUCGACUACGCCAGUCUGCAGAAGUACGUGCGCGACGGGACCCUCACAACCACCCUCAAGAUCAAGAAGCUGAAGCAGUGAACCCCACUCUUCUGGCCCGCUUUUCUGUCAGAUCAGAAGAAAAAACUCCCGAGGCAGGCACGGAAAAAAAAUCCAUGCACGCGUGUUGUCGUGUCGAGUCUUUCCGUUGCUCGUUUCAAAGUUUUGUAAUCAUGUGCACUGACAGAUAGUUAAUACAAAAUUACUUGCAUUGUGAAUGUUUGAUGCAAAGUGAAUCAGUAACACAUCAAUAAAACAACUACCUCCUACUUC
Bacillus rossius redtenbacheri is the source of this 1158-nucleotide messenger RNA. Its product is annotated as E3 ubiquitin-protein ligase SIAH1B-like. Gene Ontology annotation, cellular component: cytoplasm. The record is from RefSeq and is a predicted model, not a curated record. Lineage: Eukaryota; Metazoa; Arthropoda; Insecta; Phasmatodea; Bacillidae. Gene Ontology annotation, molecular function: ubiquitin protein ligase activity; ubiquitin conjugating enzyme binding. The transcript is spliced from 4 exons. Gene Ontology annotation, biological process: multicellular organism development; proteasome-mediated ubiquitin-dependent protein catabolic process. Bases 25 to 927 code for a protein of 300 amino acids.